Messenger RNA from Myripristis murdjan (pinecone soldierfish), 2961 nucleotides. It is a transcript of the gene thsd1, whose product is annotated as thrombospondin, type I, domain containing 1. The transcript is spliced from 7 exons. Bases 46 to 2961 code for a protein of 971 amino acids. The record is from RefSeq and is a predicted model, not a curated record. Gene Ontology annotation, cellular component: cell periphery. NCBI's taxonomy places the organism in Eukaryota, Metazoa, Chordata, Actinopteri, Holocentriformes, Holocentridae.
GGACGGUCAUGUUGUGUAGGAGGAAACAGAGGCACGGCCAUCGGAAUGCCACAGGCUUCUGUCUCACUGUUGCCAUUUCUGCUGGCACUCUUGGGAUAUGCGAUGGCGGGGCUCCACCUCUGGCCCUCCCUCCAUGUGGCCCUUAGCAACGCCAGUGUGUUUGUGGACUUCAGCACCGAAUCCAACUGUAGCACCACUCGCAACACCACCCUCUCUCUGGUUGACAUGGAAACCAACACUACCCUUCUGACCAGAACCCUUCCCAACGGCCAAUCGGAAGGGAGGAUAGAGUUCAACUGCUCUUGCUUCCUGUAUGCUGGGACGUUCCGGUUCCUGUUGAGGCAGACCAGCAUCAUCGCCGGUUCUCGUGCAAAUGGAACGGAUGGCUGUAUCAUGGAGGGCACGACCUGGUGGUGGAGCUCUGAACUGCAGGUGCAGUGGCCCACCUUUCACAUCGCUGUGGAGAGGGCCGGUAACCACUCAGGAUCUUUCUUGGUAGGGAUAUCCACAAAUGAAUACUUCCAGGCCUGCUCCAGCAGCCUCAGCUCUGCCCUCUCUCUGGAAGUUAGCUACAUGGAGUACAAUCAGAUUGGGCGAAACAGUAUCGACAAGGUCCGAGCCCGUACACGCCACCCAAUCCAAGCACUGCGUUCCCAGAGCGUCGAGUUGCCAUGUGCCUUCCCCUUCACAGACAAAGACUUCAUACGGGUGGCUGUGCGUUCUCCUCAUACAACGCAGGAAGUCAAGAGCUCUGGGCCACUCUACUUGUCCCGGAUCUUCUCUUAUAAGCUACUGGUGGACAAUGCCAAUGCCUACAGGACUGGUUGUGAGGGAGCUAUGACUGUUAAGUUGGUUACCCCACCCUGUGCUCACAUCAAUGGGAAAGUAUUGCUGUAUAAGGAUGGAGGGGUUGGGAGCAGUGUUGCUGGUUCUGGGAUAGGGGCAGGGGGAACAGCGUUGAUGGGGUUUGGACCAGAGGAGCCAUCGUCUCCUCCACUGGCCUUCAACUGGCUGACUCAGGGAGAGAAUGAGACCGAAUUCAACUGUUCUGUGUUUUACCCAGGGAGGAAUAAAUAUUGCUUUCGCUUUGUGUUCAACUUCAGUCGCUCCCCGAGUCCAGCACAGACCUGCUUGGUGGUUCACAGAAGUACAGAGUCAUGGGGUCCCUGGCAGCCAUGGAGUGUGUGCAGUGUGAGCUGUGGAGAGGGGGUGAGGGAACGUGUCCGUGAUUGUCUGCUGCCAUCCAGUGCGGGAGGGCUGCAGUGCACCGGCAUGGUGAAGGAACAGUCCCUCUGCUCACUGGAGGACUGUGUCGCAUUGCCUGCCCCAUCCCCAUCCCUCCCCCCUGCACCAGUAGGAGUUGCACCUCUAGGUGGUAACCUUGUUGUGGUGGCUGGUAUCUGCCUUUGCCUGGCUGUUAUUUUGGCAACUGUUGUAGUCACUGUGUGGAGAAAGCUUUGCCGGGCCCCUCAGUGCAGCUCUGUGCGGCGAGGCUCCAUGCAUUCCCCUGGGGGACGCAAGCUCUCUGAUGAGGCCUCCAUAUGUGGGCACAGCCUCCAAAGGCCCAGCUUGUCAGAGAGCCAGGGCCCACCAGGGGGCCUUGGGAUGGGUGUUGGCCAGAAAGACAGGCCUCCCUUGGGCAGUCAGCCUCUUUCACAGCCCCUGGUGGUUCCUCUGCCACAGGAUCCAGAGAGGCUGUCUCCAUCAGGUCAAAAGAUGCUGCCGCCUAUAUUUGGGUAUCGCCUGGCUCAGCAGCAGUUGAAAGAAAUGAAAAAGAAAGGGCUGAAGGAGGCCACUCAGCUAUACCAUGUCUCCUCAAGCCCAGUCCAUGAUACCUUGCUGGAGACAUCUGCUUCACCUACGAACUCACCCACUCCUACACCCACAGGGUUCAUUCAAUCUGGGCUUACCACCGGCUCUGUCCCUCUUGGCCUCCAGGAGGAGGCGAACCUCAGCCACUUCCGUAUCGCAGCUCCCUUUUCUGAGCCCAGACCCCAGCUGCAGACUUCUAAGACCAUGCCAGACAGACUGAGUCCCAGAGUGGAGCUGGUCCUAGGGCCUCCUGUUUCUGGUUAUGCAGGUGGGGGCAGCUCAAAAUGGCGUGACCGCACUGCUGACUGGGUUGAGAUGGUCGAGAGGAGUGGGUUGGCAGGACUCCGAAAUGGAGGGGACGCAGGAGGAGGAAACUCAUAUCAGAAGAAUCCCCAUUUCCGCCGGACUUCCAGUUUUAAUGACACCAAACCCCAGCCUCCACCUGCCACACACUCUGGACACUUCAGAGAAAGAAGCAUGACCCAGGUGGGCUCCCGCACCCUUCCUGAGGGAAGCUGUUGGACCAAAGUUGCCAGGGAGAGUCAGCCAUACCCCUCUUUCUCCUCUUACCCCAUUCCAGAGCAUGGGGCGUCAGACUGGACCAAGUCCCGACCCUAUGGAAGUGACCAGAGGACACCCUGGAUAGAGACAGCUGUUUCUUCUAACAAAAGUGAGCUCAAACACACAGGGACCAACACUAAUGCCAUUUCAGCACCUGACAUGUCCAGUAAAACAGAUGUCAAUGGCACAGGGGAAAGAGAGAGGCAGAGGAGUGGUGGGACAGGAGGAGGAAGAGGAAUCUCAGGGAUUGGUGGACCAGCACAGGGGUCUGUCAGUUCUAAUAGUGGGGAUCGCCUGGGUUUAGAACGGGCAGAACAAAAUUGGAACCGCCGUGGUCCGUCGCCUAUCCAGAGGAACAUGUUGGCCCGGAAAUUAAAGGAGGCACAGUCUUCCUCUGGCCACAAGGCGCGGCAGCGCAGCUCAACCUUUAGUGCUUCCAGCUCAGAGCAGAGGAAAGGUCGCUGCCGCUCUCUGCCAAUGUCUGGAGACUAUAGUAGCAGUGACGGCUCUGCCUACAGGCUGAGUGAGGCAGAGCAGAGGAUGCUGGACUUAGACCUGUCCCCAGCAUAUGUAGUGGAGGAGAAAUAG